AUGGAACAAUCGCUAGAAGAAGAUCGACGUAGGGAGGAGGAGGAAGCCGCGGAGCGUCAAAAGCAAACUCGGAAAUACAUCCAUCGUGACCGGGAGCAAGCCGCUGCAAGGUUGGUACGCGAUUACUUCUCGAGGGACCCGGUAUGGGGAGAUACCUACUUCCGUCGCCGUUUCCGCAUGCGGCGGGAGCUAUUUCUGCAUAUCGCAAAUACAUUGGCGGCCCGGGAAGAGUACUUCAAAGAAGGGUUCGACGCUAUUGGUCGUCCCAGUCACACGACACUCCAGAAAUGUACUGCAGCAAUCCGUCAGCUUGCUACUGGACAAACGGCGGAUUUGUUCGACGAGUACCUGCACAUCGGAGAAACCACUGGGGGACUUUGUUUGAUGAACUUCUGCAAAGGUGUCCGGACAGCCUUCACCGACGAAUUUUUGAAGAAGCCAAACUCCGCAGAUUGUCAAUUUCUGCUCCAACUUCACGAACAAGCGCAUAGAUUUCCCGGGAUGCUUGGCAGCAUCGAUUGCAUGCAUUGGCAAUGGAAGAAUUGCCUUCGUGCGUAUUUCGGGGUCCCCGGUUCGAACAACGACGUCAACGUGCUCAACCAAUCCGACCUCUUCAGCGAAGUUCUAAAUGGUAAAGCGUCAGCCAUCAACUUCAUCGCUAACAAUCGCCAGUAUAAAAUGGGGUACUAUCUUGCCCACGACAUCUAUCCGAAGUGGCCAACCUUCGUGAAGACGUUCAACAGGCCUACUGAAGCACUUUCAUUGCGGCUGCCCGAGACGUCGCGGGCGACGCUGGCCGGCCGCACACGUCCCCACAAUUCCGUGAAUUAA
Salvia hispanica is the source of this 831-nucleotide messenger RNA. The record is from RefSeq and is a predicted model, not a curated record. Lineage: Eukaryota; Viridiplantae; Streptophyta; Magnoliopsida; Lamiales; Lamiaceae.